GCGUCCGAGCCGGCAUGUGGGCGGGAGAAGCCUUCCAGUUGUGUCCGGACCUGGUGGUUAUGCCCUACGAGUUUGACUCCAUCAUGGAGACAGCGGAGCAGUUCUACACCAGCGUACUUGAGAUCACGCCCUAUGUGCAAGGCAUCUCCUGCGACGAGGUUUUCGCGGAUGUCACGCACCUCGUCCAGGACGAUGUAUCAUCUUGGAAGGCACUCGCGCGGAAGAUACGCAGCGAUAUCUGGAAUCGGACCGGAUGUGUUGCCUCCAUUGGCGUGGCCAAAAAUCGGCUGCUAGCCAGGCUGGCGACAAAGUUUGCCAAACCCGGACCAGGAUGCGCGAAGUGCGGGGAAGCUGCACUGAGCCGCGCGGGUGAGGAACGCGAGUUCCGAUCAUGUGGGGACCACCCAGGCGUUUACCUGUUGGAGGACGCGGGGAACGAUGGUAUGUCUGGCGUUUUAGCAGUCCCUGACAUCCCUGAUCGCCAAGAGACCACAGAGGCCUUGGCGGCGCUCCCCGCCCGUGAGCUCCCGGGCGUGGGCCCGGAGAGCGAAAAGCAGCUCCAAAAGACAGGAGUGCACACUGUGGGCGACUUGCGCGGUCUUUCCCUGGCAAAGCUCCGGGGGCUCUUCGGCGAGAAGCAGGCGCAGUCCCUCUCGCGGCUCUGCCGCGGAAUUGAUGAUCGGCCCUGGGAUCCACGUCCUCCCCGGAAGUCUGUGGGCGCCCAGAUCGCUUGGGGCGUACGCUUCGAGGACGUGCCCGCGCUCCGCCGCUUCGUGGCGGAGCUCACGGAGGAGGCUCUGCGGCGUCUUACGCGCCAUGGUUCCCGUGGGAGCUCGCUGACCAUCAAGGUGUGGAAGGCCCGCCCAGAUGCCCGACCCCUGGGCGGCGUGGGCAGCGGCGACUGCGACAUCAUCUCGCGUUCGGCGCAGUUUGCCAUAGAUCCUGGGCAUUCUGCGGCGGUGAAGAACACCUCCGCAGAA
Molecule: messenger RNA, 980 nt
Organism: Symbiodinium pilosum
Lineage: Eukaryota; Dinophyceae; Suessiales; Symbiodiniaceae
Source: the annotation of a GenBank genome assembly